Messenger RNA from Ambispora leptoticha, 4446 nucleotides. Lineage: Eukaryota; Fungi; Glomeromycota; Glomeromycetes; Archaeosporales; Ambisporaceae. The record is from the annotation of a GenBank genome assembly.
AUGUACGAAAACUCUCAAAAUAUUCGCGAAUAUACCCAAAAUGAUAAUAACGAGUCGGAAUCAGAGAUUCAGCUGGAACAAGAAAUCACAUUCAUAGUCGCUGCCUAUCUAGAGCAACACCCGGCCUUACACACUGCAUUUAAAGAAGUACAGAGAGUUCUAGACGAGAACCCCGAAUUGCUACCGCGACGGAUAGAUUUCACAGGACAAGAACACGUACAGAAGUACGAAGAAGUUAAAAGGAAACAUCAAGGAUAUGGGGCAGAUUAUUUACGUCGUGUUAUGCGAGCGCAACUCGUUAAUAAAUCAAAUCAUGUUAAUGGCUCACACAGUAGUAACAGUCUCUUUCAAGGAAUACCUAGUGAAAGAAUUCCUCUAAGUUUACCGAAUCAAAUCCCCACAAAAAAAACCCCUCCUAAAGAUAGUACUCUCGUGGACACAUUCGAGUCGCGGGAACUUGGUGGAUCAUAUUCACGAUCCAAGUUUGGUGAAUCUAUUUUCCAAGAAUUUGAAGAAAGAGCAAGUUUCCGAUGCCACUAUGGUAGUACAUAUGUAAACAUAUUUGAUCGACUGAACAUGCGAUUAUUCACAGGAGGUGAUGACUGCCUUGUUAAAGUUUGGUGCACAAACACUGCGGCCCUAAUAGCAACAUUGGCAGGGCACGAUGAUGCCAUCAGUGAUAUGAGUCUGAAUAAAGAAAGCACUCUGCUGGCCACAUCCAGCAACGAUUGCACUUUAACAGUCUGGGAUCUGAAGACGUAUUUCCCAAUAUAUAGGUUUAAUGCGAAUGAUAUGAUGACAUCUAUCGCGUUCGCGCCAUCUCCAAUACCUCAAUUAAAGUAUCUGCUUGCAACGAGUGAUGACGAGAUGACGUAUAUAUUACCAAUUGAAUCUGAUAAUAAGUUCAGUGAACCCGUGUGUUUCCAAGCACGAAGCACAGUCGGAAUCAAUAAGAUAAAAUGCCAUGCGUUUAAUUCGACUGGCUCAUUAUUUGCGAUUGGUGGCACGGAUGGUCUCGUGAGGGUGUUCUCCUCGAUAGAUGGUCGUAACUUUACUCCGGAUCUUUAUGAUCCCACAAUAUUCAGAUUGGAUGACGAUGUCUUUCAGAGAUACUUUGACAUUUGUGAUGAAUAUGACAGAAUAUCGUCCGAUAACGAAGACGAACUUUCAAAUAAGAAAAAGAAUAUUUCCAAAAAAGGAAAAGACACAGAAAAAGAUGUAGAUAAUGACGUGAUAAUGAAUGGCACAGAGAUCAGAUUAGAUGAAUAUAAGAACGAAACUACAGCUAAUCAAAUGCCAUUAGUAGAUUAUUACGGUGCAGAAAUUAGCACAAGUAACCAUUUUAAGAUGCCUUCAUCAUCAAUAAACCCGAUCGAGAAACCUCAAAUAAGUAAUUUAUCGAAUAAAUUAAAAGGGAAGGAAAAGGAACAUGAUCCGGAGGAGAAGAGUAAGAUCAAGAUAAAAGAAAACGGGACGGUAAAAACCAAGGGGAAAGGAAAACAGCGUGAAGACGACUUUACGGAGAAUAAUCCCGAUGGCGAUGAUCCUAACGCUGAUGCUCCGCUAAGACGACCAACUCAUUUAGCUGAUUUAGAUGGCCACAUCAAGCCUGUGUUAUCCCUAGCAUUCUCACAUCAAGGAAACCGGAUACUCUCUGGAUCGACAGAUGGGACAGCUCGUAUAUGGGAUUAUGACUAUGAUGUGAAAGAGUGGAAGUCGAUACCACUGUCAGUUAACAGGAAUGAUUCUGAUGGAGUCAAAGACGAAGUGACUACAGCUGUAUGGACUCCCGAUGAUCGUAGGGUCAUUGUAGGGUCCAGCUACGGACACAUCUUCAUAUUCGAUUCAAGAGAUGGGUCAAUUAUAUUUACAUUUAAGGAUCACAAAAAAGAUGUCUUUGUUCUUGAGAUCCACCCUAUGUUUAAAAACAUCCUUUUAAGUGCCGGGUACGACGGCUUGAUCUGCUUUUGGGACAUAAGCAGCGGUUCUAAGAUAAGAGAGUUCAAAUAUUCGACAGAUGAUGAUAAUGACGACGAGGAGGACCCUAAUGAUCCUGUUGUGCAAGAAGAACGAAAUAAAAAAUACGUGUUCGUCGACGGGAAGUUUAAUCAGGAUGGAACGAUGUUUAUGGUCGCUGAGGAAAGAGGUUUUGUUAAAUACUUCACUGUUGGUGAUGCGCGUAAACUGGAUAUUGUCGCGGAGAGAUUUCCAAAGGGACAAGGAUUUAUGACAGAUUCAUAUAAUGUUUUUGAAUACGGUUUUCCUACCUUGGAAAUUGAUCCAGUCACAAAAAUUCCCCUUCAUCUAAAAAAUCGGGGUCCUGUUAUUGCACCCGGAUACGGUUUUGCAUAUGAUCAUCAGUUGGCUAACGAUUAUGGCCUAAAUUGGCCAGUCGGUGUUUCCCCAACGAUAUUACGGAAACAAGAGAACCACUUGAGAUAUACUUGGAGAAGGGAGUUGAAACGAUGGGUAUCGUCUGGUUUUAAGAUGUAUAUAUUACCAAAAACACGCCUAUAUCAACGCCGGAGCAAGUACCCAAGUGUUGUGAUUGAAAUAGAACCAGAAGAUGAUCCUCUCGCCAUCGAUGAGCCAAUACACCCGCUUCCGCCAGAAGACGCUGAAAAUUACGAACCGAGCGACUAUACUCCGUCCACUGACGACACUGAAGAUGAAUACGCUGAUAGUGACUUAGACGCUGAUGGGCGCCCACAAAGACACAAUGACUAUUAUGACAUUGAAGAAGAAGAAGAACCAUAUAAUAAGAGGACCAAAACAAGGUCUUCGAGUCGGUACAAUACAAGACACGCGUCCUCAACUCAGGCCGAAUCUUCAGCACAUUCUCGGCGCACCACCACAAAUAGUCGUAAACGAAAAGCGGAAAGUGAUAUUGAUUUCAAUUUUGAUUAUGAGGAAACAGAAGUUACAACAAGAUCGGGAAGACGCUCAACUCGAAGGCGAGUACAAAUCAACUAUCGCGAGAAUGAUUACACAGACUUCGAGUCCGAUGCCUCCGAAGCUUCGUACAAACCAACAACAAAAAAGAAUGUAAGGUCCAAAAAGAAGCCAGCACAUACGCGUAAAACAAAAAAUGGUAAUCGAAUUAUUGGGUCAAAUAGUCGCGCAAGUUCGUCAACCAAAAGGAUUAUCUUCACUCCAGAUGAAUCCGAGAAUUCUGAAGAUGAUUAUGAUCCGAUGAAUUUCGAAGAAGCAGAUGAUUUAGUCGUUGAGGACAUUGUGGUGGACAAGGAUGAACAUCACGAGGAAAACGGCAAUGGCGAGGUUGAAAAUGAUACAUCUGCUGUCGCUGCCGCUGCUGUUGCUGAUAAUAGUAAUGCUCCUUCCUCCUGGAUUAGGAUUGAAGAUUCUACACUUACUCCAUUCCAUCCUCAGAUUGGGGACGUUGUCGUUUAUUUCCGACAAGGGCACGAACAAUACUACAGUCAUAUAUUGACUAAUUUCGGCGAAACACCGUUCGGUCAGCACCUAGGAUCGGAACAAGCAAUGAAAUUGCUCCCUUGGAAUAAGGAUGCUUCUCUUGGCAACGUCUUAUACGCUAAAGUUAAGUCAAUGGAGUGGCAUGUUGGUCCCCCAACUUGGCUUACUAUAAAACUAGAGUUACUACAAGCAUUAAACGCGACUUCUGAAGACCCUGUACCCAUAACACCCCAUUGGAAACGAAAGACAAAAGGUACACAGGUCUUGACUAUUGAAUAUCAUGAACUUGCAGAUUUCCCCGACUUUAUAAUUCCUUAUAGAGUUUACGUAGGUGGACUAACACAGAACCUUGGUGUUGACGAACGGGUGAUUAUUCGAAAUAAAGAUGUUUCUGGAAUUAUUGUUGGAAUAAGUGAAGCUGGGCCUGGAUCAUGGCAGGCGUUUAAAGUUGCACACGAUGGCGAGGAUGAAAUGACCACUGAAGAAUGGUUAAUGAGUGCUUGGGAAUUGCGUUGUCCUAAUAAUGAAAUAGAAUAUGUCAUUGAUUCAGAUCUAACUCGAGAUGUCAUCGACAGGUUAAAACAAGCCAUAACCAGAUACAUAAAUAAUGUAUCAUACUAUGACUUUGUGGAUCACGUCAACACUCAAUUAUAUCCCAUGUAUCUUACAAUUGUUGCAUAUCCAAUGUGCUUGAAUAUGAUAUUGAAACGACUACAAAACGGGUUCUAUCGACAUAUUGAGGCUGUUCGAGAAGAUGUCAAAUUAAUUCUUACGAAUGCAACAACUUUCAAUGAACCACGUUCGCGAAUUGCACGUUUCGCUCGUGCGUUGCAUAAAGAUUUUGAGGGUCAGUUCAAAAGAUAUUGGCCGAAAAAUUUAAUUCUGGCCAUUAAUACCCCCGACUCGACAAUCAUUUAUUACAAAGUUAAUGAUGGUACAUCGAUAUUAUCGCCCCCAAUCGUAAAUCAAGGUGAAGAAGUAGGAGGAGCACAACAGCAGUCGGAGGGAUAA